This is a messenger RNA of Emiliania huxleyi CCMP1516, 805 nucleotides long. RefSeq lists its product as hypothetical. The record is from RefSeq and is a predicted model, not a curated record. The transcript is spliced from 4 exons. The coding region runs from base 25 to 594 and encodes 189 amino acids. Gene Ontology annotation, biological process: translation. Lineage: Eukaryota; Haptophyta; Isochrysidales; Noelaerhabdaceae. Gene Ontology annotation, molecular function: large ribosomal subunit rRNA binding; structural constituent of ribosome. Gene Ontology annotation, cellular component: large ribosomal subunit; ribosome.
GCAGCUGAAACGACCGCGUCCGCCAUGCUUUCGAGGAGGACGCCCACACGGCUCGCGCUCGCGCUCUUCGCCUGCUGCUGCACCCACGCCGCUGGGCUGCUCGUCGCGCCUGCGGCCCGCGCGGCGUCGCCCGCCCGCGCUGCUGAGCCGCGCAUGAUGGCCAAGAAGGUGGCGAAGAUCAUCAAGCUGGCCAUUGAUGCGGGCAAGGCGAACCCGGCGCCGCCGAUCGGGCCGGCGCUCGGCGCGGCGGGCGUCAACAUCAUGAUGUUCUGCAAGGAGUACAAUGCUCGCACGCAGGACAAGAUGGGCACCAUCGUCCCCGUCGAGAUUUCUGUCUACGACGACAAGUCUUUCACGUUCAUCAUGAAGACGCCGCCCUGCUCCGCGCUGAUAAAGAAGGCGGCGAGCGUGCCGAAGGGGUCGGGCACGCCCAACGCCGCGCGCGACGCCAAGAUCGCAGGCAGUAUCACGAUGGCUCAGGUGGAGGAGAUCGCAAAGGUGAAGCUCCCCGACCUGAACACCAACAAGCUCCAGUCGGCGAUGAACACCGUGAUGGGCACCUGCGCAAACAUGGGGAUCGAGGUCAAGGACUGACCUGGCCGCCUCCGAGGCGUGAGGGCGUGGCGAUGAGGCUGGUUGGUGGCCGGAUGUAUUGAGGUCGUGAACAGGUUGACGGAGACUGCGGUUUGCGCCACGGCGCAACGCUCUUUUUGUAGUCCAGGGGGCAGCGCGUCUAUCAUCCUCUCAGCUGUCCGUGGCCCGUGUCCGGCGCUCGGUAUGGAACGUACAAAAUCGUGCGUCUCCA